Brassica napus (rape) is the source of this 1821-nucleotide messenger RNA. Its product is annotated as transcription factor TGA1. The record is from RefSeq and is a predicted model, not a curated record. The coding region runs from base 418 to 1521 and encodes 367 amino acids. The transcript has 9 exons. Gene Ontology annotation, biological process: DNA-templated transcription; regulation of DNA-templated transcription. Gene Ontology annotation, molecular function: DNA-binding transcription factor activity; sequence-specific DNA binding. Lineage: Eukaryota; Viridiplantae; Streptophyta; Magnoliopsida; Brassicales; Brassicaceae.
GUUUGAUUUCACCUUUCUCCUAAAGUUGCGUACAAGAAUUGAGUAAACAUUGGAUUGAAAUUUGAAAUUCCUCUUGUUUAAAGGUGUCUUUAACUGUUUAUCUUUUUGUUAAGUUGGUCCACAAUUAGUGAUGAAAUAAAGUGACAUUCUCAAUAAGUGGAAACUUGACUUACUGAAUCGUUUUUUGCUGCUUAGCACAGUUUCUACGAUCUUAUCUAUUAACAACACCCUCCAAACACUAUUGAGGAUAAGUUUUUUUUGGCUGUCAUUACAACAUAUGUUUCACUUUCACCUUAAAAAAACACAUGUUUCACUUGUGAUCUUUGUUAGUGUUCUCCUAGGUCUAAGGGAAUUUCCAUACCCUCUCAGAUUUAUUUCCUUUGUAUAAAGUCUCUGGAAUAUAAAGUGAAGGGAAGCAUGAAUUCAACAUCAACACAUUUCGUGCCACCGAGUAGAGUUGGUAUAUACGAGCCUCUCCAUCAAUUUGGUAUGUGGGGAGAACCUUUCAAGAACAAUAUCGGCAAUGGAGGAAGUAUGAACACUCCAAGCCACAUUAUUAUACCGAAUAAUCAAAAGCUAGACAACAACAACUUGUCAGAGGAUACUUCCCAUGGAACUCCUCACAUGUUUGAUCAAGAAGCUUCCACGUCCAGACAUCCAGAUAAAAUACAGAGACGGCUUGCACAGAACCGCGAGGCUGCUAGGAAAAGUCGCUUGCGCAAGAAGGCUUAUGUCCAGCAGCUGGAAACAAGCAGGUUGAAGCUAAUACAACUAGAGCAAGAACUCGAUCGCGCUAGACAACAGGGAUUCUACGUUGGCAAUGGCAUAGAUACUAGCUCUCUUGGUUUCUCGGAAACCAUGAAUCCAGGGAUUGCUGCCUUCGAGAUGGAGUAUGGACACUGGAUUGAAGAACAGAACAGACAGAUAUGCGAACUUAGAACGGUUUUGCAUGGACAUGUUACCGAUGUGGAGUUACGUUCGCUAGUAGAAAACACCAUGAAACAUUACUUUGAGCUAUUCCGGAUGAAAUCAGCAGCUGCAAAAGCCGAUGUCUUCUUCGUCAUGUCAGGGAUGUGGAGAACUUCUGCAGAGCGGUUCUUUCUUUGGAUUGGAGGGUUUCGACCCUCUGAUCUUCUCAAGGUUCUUUUGCCACAUUUUGAUGUCAUGACGGAUCAACAAGUUCUAGAUGUAUGCAACUUAAGACAAUCAUGUCAGCAAGCUGAGGACGCGUUAUCUCAAGGUAUGGAGAAGCUACAACACACACUUGCGGAGUGCGUUGCACGUGGAGGACUGGGUGAAGGAAACUAUAUUCCUCAGGUGAAUUCUGCAAUGGAGAGAUUAGAAGCUUUGGUCAGUUUUGUUAAUCAGGCUGAUCACUUGAGACACGAGACAUUGCAACAAAUGCAUAGGAUCUUGACCACAAGACAAGCGGCUCGAGGAUUAUUGGCACUUGGUGAGUAUUUUCAAAGGCUUAGAGCCUUGAGCUCGAGCUGGGCAACGAGACAUCGUGAACCAACAUAGAUUUAAGUUUUUGAAAACAACAAGAAGAAUCAAGAAUGAAGAGGAGUGCAUCUUGGAAAAACAGAGGAUUACUCAUAAUAAGUGGGGGGGUUGCUGCUGAUGAUUAUUUUUUAUUCUGCGGCGGAAUCAGGAAAAAUUGAAAAAACAUGUAUUAAACUUGUAAAUAUCAGAAAAGAUGGAGGCGUUCGUUUUCCGGGGUGCAGCUUAUUAAAGAGACAAAGUUUUUCGGAUGUUUGUUUGAUUAUAUAGAACUUGGUCCUAAAAUUAAUAAUAAUACAUAAAAUGUGCGUGUUCGAGUUA